AUGAGCACCGGAAACGAACCAGCCAGCUCUAAUGCAGCACCCUACAGCUUCACUCUCAAGGAUCUGACACCAUCCACAUGGGCAGAUCACCCUCUCGGCAGAACAGCUUACGGCAUGAAAAGAGCAGGCUUCCAUCGUUGGGGAUUCGUUAUUUACAGGGCAACAUAUAACGACGAUACAGCUUGGGAACGCUAUCUCAAGGCGCUGAAGCUUACUGUACGACGUGCUCUUGCGGAUGAAGGAGGUGACGUGCUUCUUGAGCAGUACAUAGACUGGCCUGUGAUCGCUGAUCAGCCUACGCUUGAUGGAGCGUCCAAAGCCGAUGUCCGAAAGCACUUUAAUUCCUGGUGUGCAGCCUGUAGCGAAGAGCGCGAUGGUCCUGGCGCUACCAAAUCUAAGACUAAACGGCUACCACGGUUUAGGUACUGUGUUUACGUGGACCGGAAAUGCCUUGACACGCUGGCUAGGUUGCCAGCUAACCAGGAUAAGGAGGACUAUGAUGAACUUUCUAAUGUGGUGGCUGUAGUUAUUGAUGGUGCUUUUGAUAAGAGGACUCCUGGGGACGAUAAGGGUUUGUACCCUGAUAUCGAGGGCUGCACUGAGCGCUACGUGGGUUGGAGGUAUGAGGGCAUUGACAUGCUAGUCAACACGUACGAAGAGUCCCAUAACUACCCUUUAAGCCACAUCGACUACAAGCGCCCCCCUCUUAUCUCACCAGACGGAUUAAGCUCAAUGCCCGUAUAA
Molecule: messenger RNA, 744 nt
Organism: Colletotrichum navitas
Lineage: Eukaryota; Fungi; Ascomycota; Sordariomycetes; Glomerellales; Glomerellaceae
Exons: 2
Coding region: 1-744 (247 amino acids)
Source: RefSeq, a predicted model, not a curated record